GCCAACAUCAACAACAGAGUAAACAUCAACAACAGAGCCAACAUCAACAACAGAGUUAACAUCAACAACAGAGCCAACAUCAACAACAAGCACCACCUCCACAUCAACGACAUCGACUACGACCUCGAGUAGCAGUACGUCAACAUCAACAACAAGGACUACAACCGCGACUAGCACUACAUCAACACCAACAACGUCGAUCACUACCUCGACGAGCAGUUCCUCAACAUUAACAACAUUCACUACCACCUCGAGUAGCACUACGUCAACAUCAACAACUACUACUGGGUAUACCCCUGAUGUGUGUAGUAAUUCGUCACAAGUUGCAUUGCCGAAUGGUACUUGUGUUUCCUCUGGUACUGGUCAGGAAUAUUCAGCUGGAAUACUAAACACUGGUAAUGGGAGUUCUGUUGAUCUAGCGAAUGCUCUUUCAUUGUAUGUAGCAUCAGUAAAUAAUGCAAAUAUGUCAAGGGACGCUAAUAGUACUGUAUCUAUCAGUAUAAUAGAGGACUCGCUGAGUAAACUGAAUAAUAUAAGUAUAACACUUCGUUCUGAUACCUCUUUUCUCAUUGCGCAACCGCUGAAUCACAGUUCAAAUGAUAUUCUUUUGGGCGCUAGAUUUCAGCGUGGUUUGGGUGGUUUGUCUGUAACGAAUUCUACUGUGGAUCCUUCGUUAAAUUCAAACACCAGUGUAGCAGCUGUUAUUGCUGAACAAUCUUUGCUGGAUGUGAAAUCUCUGCAAAUGUUUAUUAUCGAUAAACCAACUAUGUACGAAAAUGUUGACAAGAAAACAAAUAAAUCACUUGCCUCUUCGGUUGUCAUGGGUUCAGUUCAACGAGUCAGUUCCGAAUCUAGUUCCAUGAAUAUUUCUUUGUAUUUUAAAAUAUCACCAGAAUAUCAGCCUAAUGUAAGUGCGAUGUAUCUAUGUUCAUUCUAUGACAUCAGUAACUCGCGUUGGAACGAAACUGGUUGUACUAACCCACUAUUCAACGCUGCAUUCGAUAGAUAUGAAUGUAGUUGUAAUCAUCUAACUUCGUUUGCUCUUAUUUGGCUGCCGCAAUCACAAAUUGGAUCCUAUGGACGUACUAUGAGAGCAGCUGAUAUUGCAUCACUUGUGUUUCAAUCUGUGUCUAUUGUGUGCUUCUUAAUUGUUAUUAUUCAUUCUGUUGCUAUUCGAGCUAUG
Rotaria socialis is the source of this 1183-nucleotide messenger RNA. The record is from the annotation of a GenBank genome assembly. Lineage: Eukaryota; Metazoa; Rotifera; Eurotatoria; Philodinida; Philodinidae.